This is a messenger RNA of Penicillium alfredii, 279 nucleotides long. RefSeq lists its product as uncharacterized. The record is from RefSeq and is a predicted model, not a curated record. Bases 1 to 279 code for a protein of 92 amino acids. The transcript has 2 exons. Lineage: Eukaryota; Fungi; Ascomycota; Eurotiomycetes; Eurotiales; Aspergillaceae.
AUGUCAGGACUCUUGCACAAGGCAGAAGAUGCCCUCCACGGGCACCACCACGACCCGAACAAGUCUGCCGACCACACAUCUCAUCAUGCUACACAGAGAAAUGAAAAUGAGUCGCAUGGUAACCAUGCUCAAAAACAUCACCACCACGAUGCCAUCGGACACCACCCUGGUCAUCAUCACUCCCACUCGACAGAUACAACAAACAACGACUUCCAGGCGGAUCGGAAAUAUGAUCACGCUCUGAAGGGGGGUAGUGCUGGUGUGGGAUUUGAGGAGUAG